AUGAACAAUUUAUCAAGUAAUAUAUACGGUUUACAGCAAUAUGCAGCUAUAACACAAGCUCAAUUGUUGAAUAAUCCUUCUUUAACACAACAGCAAUCGGAUCAGCAACAUCUUCAACAAGAUAGACAAGAUGAUAGACAGCUCAGUCAUUCGGUAACACCAUCAGCUAUUAAUCAUUUACAAGAUCCAAACUCUGCUUAUAAUAUGACGUACUCUCCGUUUCCUUUAAUCCGCAUGGCUCCUUCUCAAUUACAUCAGCCUACUUCUUUAGCUACUUCGACAACUCAAAGUAUAGCCUCGUCAUCAACUUCUAUAACAACUUUAGACCAAGAUCUAAGUGAAAAAGUCGAGACAUCUAUUCGUAUCACUCGUCCUCCCAAUGCUUAUUUAUUAUUUAAUAAGGAAAUGAGGAAGAUUUUAAAAGAUCAAGAUCCAUCAUUGAAAGUAGCUGACAUUAGUAAAGAGAUUGGUUUUCGUUGGAGGACUAUGCCACAAGAGCAAAAAGUUCAAUACUUGGAUCAAGCUAAAAGAUUAAGAGAGGAGCAAAAAGAUCUUCAUCCCCAUUCAAUGUAUAUACGCCGUUCAAGAGCAGAGUUAGCUAAGGAACCAUUAGACUCUCAUCAACAUGAAAAACAACAGCAUCAGUGCGAACAGUCAUAUUCACAGCAGCAGCAACAGCAGCAGCAACAAGAUUUAGCAGAAUCACCAAAGAUAUAUGAUCAUUUACCACGUAAACGAAAGAGACGUAGAAGAGAUAAAAAUUCGAAUAUACCAAAGCACCCCUUAUCUGCCUAUAUGUGGUUCUUAACUGAAACAAGACCAGAAAUCAUGAGUAAUCAUCCAGGCUCAAAUGUAGGUCAAGUGAGUAAACUUUGUGCUGCAAAAUGGAAUUCUAUGUCUGAGGAAGAAAAAUUACCAUGGAAAACAAAAGCUCAAGCUGACAAGGAUCGUUACUCAAGAGAAAUGCAAAUUUUUGCUUUACAAAAUGAUCAAUCUUUAGGCCGUGGUACAAGACAAAAAUAUCGUUCUCUUGCUAAUAAAACAUUAACAACUUCAACCGUUGCUCAUACUAAUAAUACUAAUAAUACUAAUUUAACAAUUACAAACGCGAUGGAAUCCUCUUUUAUGGAAUCUAAUAGUUCUACUACUACUACCACUACCACUACCACUACCACUACUACUUCCCCUGCAGCACCUACUCAAUCAUUAGUCAUUAAUCCCUUAUUUUAUGCAAAUACAACCCCUACAUCUACAUCCACUCUAUCUAUGAUAGAUAAUAAUCUAAAUGAACAGCCACAGCAGCCACAACCACAGACACGCUUUCAACAUCAAUUAUCUGCUCCUACAAGCCCUACUUCUAUUUUACAUUCUUCUUUAUCUAUAACCCAACAAACAUUAAAUCCUAAUGCUUUACUUCGAAAUCCUCUUAAUGAUACACCCUCAACUUCAGCAGAUUUAUAUUCCAUAAAUACUAAUUGUUAAUCAUUUUUAUCAUAUACAUAUAUAUUUAUAAAAAUAUAUAUAUUUAAAAAAAGGCUUUUUUUUUCUUCUUUCUUUCUUUCUUACAUUACAUACAUGUAUGUACGUAUAAAUAUAAAUAUAUAAAUACAUGUAGGCAUAUACAAGUUAAUAUCCCUUUUUUACUCUUUUAUUAUUAUAUACAAGUAUAUAAAUAUAUAUGUAUACCUUUCUUCCUUCUUCCUUCUUCCUCCUCUCUCCCUUCUCUCCCCCCUUCAUUCUAAAUUUAAUUAUACAUUAACAUUAUAAUUAAUUAAAAAAAAAAAAA
Messenger RNA from Cokeromyces recurvatus, 1786 nucleotides. Its product is annotated as high mobility group box domain-containing protein. The record is from RefSeq and is a predicted model, not a curated record. NCBI's taxonomy places the organism in Eukaryota, Fungi, Mucoromycota, Mucoromycetes, Mucorales, Mucoraceae. The coding region runs from base 1 to 1482 and encodes 493 amino acids. The transcript is spliced from 4 exons.